AUGGCGACCCGCGGACCGAUCAGGGCUCCGAAAGAGUCGGAGGCGUACACCAAACGGGUUACGCGCGAUGGCAGAGAACUCACCUACCAAAUGGUUGUCAUGCAACAGCCAGAACGUGCUAGGGCCUGUGGUGCUGGAGCCAAGUCCUCUGCCGACCGACGUCCUGUUGACCCGCCUCCCGUGGUGGAAUUGCGUAUAUUCGAAACCGAUCCUAAUAACCCAGACAAAGCUACCGACGUCACUUUCGCCUAUAAUGCCAAUUUCUUCCUUUAUGCGACAUUGGAAAAUGCACGGAACAUCGCUCACGGACGGAUGGCUGGACCCCCGUCGUGCCCAGUAUUGACCGGCGUGCCAGUUGCCGGUGUUGCAUAUCUCGAUCGUCCUUUACAGGCAGGCUAUUUCAUCUUCCCCGACUUGUCGGUGCGACACGAGGGUCGAUAUCGGUUAACUUUCCACCUAUAUGAAGAAAUUAAAGACACGAAGGAUACUGAUAAAGACUCGGACCUGCCACUCCCGAACCAAGUUACCGGCCCAAAUACGUCAAAGCCAGGCUCCCCACAAUCGUUCCUUCACUUUCGCCUAGAGGUCAAAUCAGUUCCGUUUGUCGUCUAUAGUGCAAAGAAGUUCCCUGGCCUGGCCACCAGCACUUCGUUGAGUCGCAUUAUUGCCGAGCAAGGAUGCCGUGUCCGCAUUCGUCGUGAUGUUCGCAUGAGACGUCGAGGCGACAAGCACAAUGAGGAUUAUGAUUUCAACGAGGAUAGAACUGCGGCAUACGCUCGGUCCGAUCGCUUUUCUACACCAGAUCACUAUGUGGCGCAAUCAGUAGAACGGCCUCGAUCAAAUAGCCACACCAGCACGGGAGAAUCACCGUAUGGCUACCCACCCGAAAUCCAACGGCGGCCGUCGGCACAGGAUUAUGCCUUCGCUUGCCCACAACCUUACCAGCGACCAAUGCCGCCUGUCAUGGCCAACGCCACCACACCGUCUUACCAAUCCCACCUUUCCUUCGGCUCAACACCCACUCAUUACCCUGCAGCUACUCACAUGCCGCCUACUCCACCACCUCCUGGCAUGUAUUCGCCUCAUACCGCGUAUGCUAAUCUUCGUCACCAAUCCACCGCAUCAGAGUACGAUAUGACACCGGGAGGUUACCCCAUGGCACCGCAGAUGCAAAAUGGCUACCCCAAGAACAAUAUGAAUCAAUAUCGCGUGGAGGCCGCGAAGCCGACACCCUAUCUGAUCCAAGAUCCGUCACAAUAUCUGCCACCGGCACAUAUGAUGCGCCAUGACCAGACAUCGGCCAUGGGCCAUGCGGGCAUGCCGGUAAUGAAAUCUCUAGCCAGUGAAUACGCCAAUGUUCAACCGUCUAUCGAAAGUGUCCCGCCAAGCCCUGGAGGCUACGACUCAUUCACAGGCAAGCGCAUGGUAUAUCACUCAGGCAGCAUUGGCUCUAAGCGCACCCACGAAGAUUCCUUUGGCAUUGAUGAUCGUUCAAUGCAGAACGGCAUGCGGCCAGAUACCGAACCAAACCCCAAUGCCUACCGAGAUUUCUCCGCUGAAAGUCGUGCAGCCUUGAUGGCUGAGCUUGGCGUGGAGAUGGCCUACAAACGAGCCAACGGCAAGAUGGUCAUGAAGACUCCUCAUUAA
Messenger RNA from Penicillium longicatenatum, 1647 nucleotides. RefSeq names its product sexual development activator VeA (gene veA). The transcript is spliced from 2 exons. NCBI's taxonomy places the organism in Eukaryota, Fungi, Ascomycota, Eurotiomycetes, Eurotiales, Aspergillaceae. The coding region runs from base 1 to 1647 and encodes 548 amino acids. The record is from RefSeq and is a predicted model, not a curated record.